Molecule: messenger RNA, 1263 nt
Organism: Penicillium daleae
Lineage: Eukaryota; Fungi; Ascomycota; Eurotiomycetes; Eurotiales; Aspergillaceae
Product: GNAT family N-acetyltransferase
Exons: 4
Coding region: 1-1263 (420 amino acids)
Molecular function (GO): acyltransferase activity, transferring groups other than amino-acyl groups
Source: RefSeq, a predicted model, not a curated record
AUGGCAUAUCAAGUCCAAUACGCCGAAGAAGGCGACGCACCCGGCCUCGCGCAAAUCAACACCCUCAGUUUCGAAGGCCGAGGCCUAUUACCGCAACUCUUCCCGGAGGCCACCCAGGAUGCCAUCCAAGCCUAUAAAUCCAUGUACACGAUGAAGCAUUUCGCCAAUCCCCAGAUGCAUGUCCUCAAGGUCAACGAUCCAAGCAGCGGGGCUACAGUAGGCUAUGCUCGAUGGCACAUUCCCGAAUCGCUAUCUCCGCGAACGAAUGUGCCCGUCUUGAGUGAAAAGGCUCAAGAAGCCGCGCGAGAUCCGGUUCAAUUUGCGCCCCGCCCGAUGAAUGAAGCACUCUUCGGAGCAUUUAGGACUUUACUAGAGGAAUCUCGCAAGAAGUACCUUACGGAGAAAGAUAUGAUGCUGGACUUGCUAGCCACUCUACCAACCCAUCAAGGGCGCGGAAUUGGGUCGACCCUUUUGCGAUGGGGGACAUCCAAGGCAGAUGAAUGGCAGGUACGCAUUUACUUGGAGGCCACGGGGGAGGGCUAUCCGGUAUAUGUCAAGCAUGGAUGGAGGCCCGUUGAAGAGGUGCAUCUUGAUCGGGAGAAGCCGUUGACCUAUUUGGGUGAGGAAGUUUCGGAUCGUUUCGACAUUAUUGGUCUUGGUCUCCGUGGUAUUGGCAUAAGUUCUCCCAUCAAAUGCGAUCCCGAAUACGAAAACCAGCGUGUAUCUCUCUGGCCGUCCAACCAGACAGAACUUGACGCUUUGAUCAACAAGUAUGCAAACUUCGGAGAGAUUUGUCCUAAUAUGACUGGACCCUUGGUGGAACACAUGGAUCCGGUCAGCGCUGCCAAGGACAUUGAAGCAAUCCGCCAGGGAUUCGGCGACGAAAAGUUGAACUAUCUUGGCCUGUCGUACGGGAACUUGAUAGGUCAGACAUACGCCGAAAAUUUUCCCCAGAACAUCCGUACGUUGGUUCUCGAUGGAAACAUGGACCACAGCACCGAUCUUAUUUCAUACCUUACCGUCAAAUCAUCCACCUAUGAAAGCGAGCUGAAACUCGGUGAAGCCCUGUAUGCUGCCACCAAGGGAGAUCCAUCUGGACUUUCCGACACACUGGCCUUCAGUUCUUCGUCGACAUCUUUCCAGGGUCAGCCCGUCAGUCACCUUGACUGGGACCACCCCGAGGCUUCUCUUGUCGGUCUCCAGUACCAGGACGAACUCGCCGGCACCAUGUUGCCACAUGUCAAGACUGGCGAUGAUGGAUAG